UGUGUGUGUGUGUGUGUGUGUGUGUUUUGAGUCAAUCAGUUUCCGAAAAAGGGCGUCCUCCUCCUCCUCCUCCUCCUCCUCUCUGUGUGAGUGCGUCUCCCCGGAGGAAGGGGCGGUCCCAGCGCCGCAGCAGAUCCGGAAUUAGAAGGUGUUCGCACGGCUCGGCUCUGCUCGAACGGUCGGUGGGACGCUCCGGUUCCACGGGAGAGGGGGGACCAGAAAACGGACAACCAGCUCAAACACACGUUUCGUUUAAAAGAAGGAAAGGAAAAGAAAGACGGGAGGAAGGAAGGAAGGAAGGGAGGGAGGGAGAAGCCGGGUGGACUGAAAGUGUUGGCCGAGGGAGGGACGUCGAACCUGGGGCAGAAGAGAGGAGUAAAUACAGAAAGAAAUAAAAGUAGAAGGGGGGAAAUAAAAGGAGAAGAUGCCCCUGGCUCAGUUGGCGGAUCCCUGGCAGAAGAUGCCUCUGGGGGGCACGGCUGCAGAGGAUGUACACCACGAUCCUGAGGACUCGGUGGGCGAUGACGACCAGAUGCCCGCCAUCACCGAUGAUGUGCCAAUCAAGGAGAUCAAUAUCACUCAUCACGUGAAGGAGGGAUCAGAGAAAGCAGAUCCGCGACAGUUCGAGCUCCGCAAAGUCCUGGGACAAGGUUCUUUUGGCAAGGUGUUUCUGGUGAGGAAGAUCACCGGGCCAGACGCCGGUCAGCUGUAUGCCAUGAAAGUCCUGAAGAAAGCGACGCUAAAAGUGCGAGACCGGGUCAGGACGAAGAUGGAGAGAGACAUCCUGGUGGAGGUCAACCAUCCCUUCAUCGUCAAACUGCACUACGCGUUUCAGACGGAGGGGAAGCUCUACCUGAUCCUGGACUUCCUCCGAGGAGGAGACCUCUUCACCCGUCUCUCUAAGGAGGUGAUGUUCACGGAGGAGGAUGUGAAGUUUUAUCUGGCGGAGCUCGCCCUGGCCCUCGACCACCUCCACGGCCUGGGCAUCAUUUACAGAGACCUCAAGCCAGAGAACAUCCUGCUCGAUGAGGAGGGACACAUCAAGCUGACCGACUUUGGCCUCAGUAAGGAGUCGAUAGACCACGAGAACAAGGCCUACUCCUUCUGUGGGACGGUGGAGUACAUGGCUCCCGAGGUGGUGAACAGGCGGGGGCACACGCACAGCGCCGACUGGUGGUCCUACGGCGUGCUCAUGUUUGAGAUGCUGACGGGAACGCUACCGUUUCAAGGCAAAGACCGGAAAGAGACGAUGACCAUGAUCCUCAAGGCCAAGUUGGGAAUGCCCCAGUUUUUGAGUUCAGAAGCUCAAAGUCUCCUCAGGAACCUUUUCAAACGCAACCCUGGCAACAGAUUAGGAGCCGGACCAGACGGUGUGGAGGAGAUCAAGAGGCAUCAGUUCUUCAGCACCAUCGACUGGAACAAACUCUUCCGCAGAGAGAUCCCCCCUCCCUUCAAACCGGCUUCAGGACGACCUGACGACACUUUCUAUUUUGAUCCAGAGUUCACAGCUAAGACACCCAGAGACUCUCCGGGGGUUCCUCCCAGUGCAAACGCCCACCAGCUGUUCAGGGGAUUCAGUUUUGUGGCCAUAACAGAAGAGGACACACAACCACUACCCAGCACUAUUGUACAGCAGCUGCACAGAAGCACAUCCCAGUUCUCCGACGCCUACGAGAUCAAAGAGGACAUCGGAGUCGGGUCGUACUCCAUCUGUAAGCGCUGCGUGCACAAAGGAACCGGCAUGGAGUACGCCGUCAAGAUCAUCAACAAGGCCAAGAGGGACCCGACGGAGGAGGUGGAGAUCCUGCUGAGAUACGGACAGCAUCCCAACAUCAUCACCCUCAAAGACGUGUAUGACGACGGCCGGUCGGUGUUUCUGGUGACGGAGCUGAUGAAAGGAGGCGAGCUGCUGGAUAAAAUCCUCCGACAGAAGUUCUUCUCCGAGAGGGAAGCCAGCGCUGUCCUCUACACCAUCACCAAGACGCUGGAGUACCUGCAUGUGCAGGGGGUGGUCCACAGAGACCUGAAGCCCAGUAACAUCCUCUACAUGGACGAGAGCGGGAACGCCGAGUCCAUCAGGAUCUGCGACUUUGGUUUCGCCAAACAGCUGCGAGCAGAGAACGGGCUGCUCAUGACGCCGUGCUACACCGCCAACUUCGUUGCGCCCGAGGUGUUGAAGAAGCAGGGGUACGACGCCGCCUGCGACAUCUGGAGUCUGGGGGUCCUGCUCUACACCAUGCUAACGGGUUUCACUCCCUUCGCUAACGGCCCGGAGGACACGCCCGAGGAGAUUCUGGCUCGCAUCGGCAGCGGCAAGUUCUCGCUCACUGGAGGAUACUGGAACUCUGUCUCUGCUGAGGCUAAGGACCUGGUGUCCAAGAUGCUGCACGUGGACCCUCACCGGCGGCUGACGGCAGGUCAAGUCCUCCGACACCCCUGGGUGACGCACCGAGACCAGCUGCCCAAAUACACCCUCAACAGACAGGACGCACCGCACCUCGUCAAGGGUGCGAUGGCCGCCACCUACCUGGCGCUCAGCAGGAACGUCCCCCCGGUCCUGGAGCCGGUGGGCUGCUCCACUCUGGCCCAGCGGAGGGGGCUGAAGAAGAUCACCUCCACCGCUCUGUGACCUUGAACCUCCCUCACCUACUUUAACUCUGACCUCCAUCUGACCUCCGCCGGACCCUCCUCCUCCUCCUCCUCCUCCUCUUCUUCUCUCUGUCCGGUCCGGGGGGGACAGGCUACUGACGGACCCAGGAAUUGCUAACGCCAAAUAGGAAGACCGAGACCCCCGCCCCCGCCGCCACCCCUGCCCUCCGUCCUGCACCUUAACGGACUCUUCUCAGCUUUAGCGCCACUGAUCGACAGCCGGGACCGCCCCGGACUGAAAACCCGUUCCUGUCUUUGCUUUGGACAAUCAGCGCCGCCUCGAAGACCCUGACACCGAGCACGCAUCGGGGGAGGGGGGAAAGUACUGUAUUUAUUUACUUCAGACGGGGGUACAUCUGAACAUAGGAACACAGUAAUCUAAUGUAUGCAUUUAAAGAGAUAGGAUCCUUGUUGUUAUACUGUCGUCAUGGUUCUGCGUCCUGUAUUUAAACCUCAAGUAGCCUCGGAGAUCACGGCGCGUUGGGAGCAGCCUCGGCUUUAAAAUGUCGCUUUGCAGAACGAGACAAAUCAAGAUGCAGGGAAAGGGAAGUCUGAUAACAAGCUUUUACUCAAACGGAAGCUCUUACUCCAUGUUUUUUGGGAUACAGAAAAGUCUCUCAGGAUCAUGCUUUUGUUUUGAAAGGGUUUAUUUUGUACAUCUCACACAGGGACUUGCUUCCUGUAACCCAGUAUUUUACCCUUCAGGUGAAAAGACAAGAACAAACGUCUGAUUGGUUCGUCUCAACAUUUUGCUCAUUAAUCUAGACGUCUAGAAGUCAAUUUUGGGAAAGCAAAAUCAAGCUUUCGUUCCGACAGGUUUUGGAUGAGACUGACGAUAUCUUUCAGAUAUGACCAGAAGACAAACAUAGACCUUGAGCUGUGUAGAUUCCUCGCCGUGAUUUAGAAAUAUUUUCAGCUGGAGUGUCAGAGAACGCCCGGGGGAACUAAAUAGGAAAGUAACUCUCAUCCGAAAAUGACAAUCUGAGAAUGAAUAUUAACAAAAACCAAGCGGAUUCUGCCUUUAAAACUGCACAAGGCAAUUUUGCAUUUUGUGGCGCCCUCCGGUGGCAACACGAGGGGUUGGAUUUGAUCUCCUAUCAUUAUUUGUACUCUUCAAUCUGGCACUUGGAGUACUUAGUUUUCUCACGGUGUGGACACCUGCGAGCUGAAACUAAUCCAUGCAAAACCCAGAGGUGGAAGAAGUACUCGCAUCUUUUACUAUGGAGUAAAAGUAGCAAUACAGCAAUGUAGAAAUACUCAUCUAGCACAAUACAUUCAUGUGUAAUUAUCAUGCUGCGCGGUAUUUUAGUUCAUAAUAUAUCAUUAAUUUAUUUGAUAACUUACAUUUGUAUUAAUUAUCUGAAGCAAUUACAGCGUUUAAAUACAGUACAUGUGGUGUAUAAGUGUACAAGUAGUAGAAAAUGGUUUGUAUGUCAAAUUGUACUUGGAUAUUUUCCACCUCUGGCAACAGCAGUGACAAUCUAAAGCACCGUUCAGGCCCAUAAAACCAGAUUUCUCAGUGUUUUGAUGUUCCUUGUGCAGCUUUAAGACACGCCGGGGAAUUUAAACCACAUUUAAAACACGCUGAGGCUGCAAGAGCGGUUUAACUCGAGGACACGUCUGACAUCUGCAGGACAAACAAAAAAAUUAAAUACAAGAACUUUACAGAUUACUGUCCUGUCGAGGGAGUCCUCACCCUCGUCUUACCUGAACAACAAGCUGGGAAUUAAAUAGAAAACAGAGCUUCCUGAACCGGGACGUGAGCUUCUUCUGUACAAGCCGUCUGAUCGUCUGUGUGCGUGUGUGUGUGCGUGUGCGUGUGCGUGUGCGUGCGUGUGUGUGUGUGUGCAGCGGACGGCAAGCCGAACUGUAAAUGUAUAUACAUGUACGAGCAACUCAGGUUUCUAAGAAUCAAGACAAUGCAGUUUUUUUUAAAUAUAUUUCGUCCUGGAGGAGAGAUAUGUAGAGAAACAUAAGAUAAGCACACAGAUGUACAGAGGAGGCAGAAGAGUUACAGCCCAAAACCCGACGCACCCAUUACGUCCCAUUUGUUUCCGUUUCCACGUCUCGUUUCUGGGUCAAACUCUUCUUGAGGCAUCAUGUAACGGUGUGUAACGUGUUUGUGAUUUGGAGGAUUUUUCUGUCGACACAACCCUUUAAAAAAAACGAAGCAGAAAGAAAAACGGACGAGAUGAACGGGUUGGUUCAGCCUCACUUUGGCCCUAAUGAAACCAACCAGGGAGCUGUCCUGAUUUUUAAUCUAAAACACUGGAUACUACAUUCCCCAUAAUGCAACAGUGUCUUUCUUUAGACUCUGUGACUGCUUCGUGUCGUCCAAAUUCUCCACUCGUCCAGUCUUUCUGUCAAAAAAGGUUUAGAAAAAGCAGAUUUUUGGUUUUAUUUCCAUGUUGUUUUUUUAGUUUUGUUUUUUUUACUUCUAUCUGCAACACAACACAGUAAAAGUAAGAUGCUAUUUCCUGUGUUGUGUUCCACAUAAAACGUGAAAUUUGUCCACAUGCGAGCAUAAAGUUCAGUUUUAUUAUUGUACCAAAAAAAGAAAAAGAAAGCAGGUAUUUUAAGGAAACCUUUUGGAAAUGAUGGUGAAUGUCUUUGGAUUGUCCAGAGUCAUUUUUUUAAAGGCGUCAUUUUUCAAACUUAUGAACAUAACAAACUAAAUUCAGUUCAACUCCUUUGCGUGAAAUCUAAAAACCAGGACAAAUAAAAACCUAAAAGUUUCUUCUAGGAGCUUUUCACCAAAUCGCAUGAUCUUCCUCAGCGGAUUGAGUUUGGAUUUUAUCUUCUGAGCACGUUAGUGGCUCUAAAGUAGACUUCAUUUUUCAUUAAUCCUUCAAUUUACAAUCUCAAAAAUCUCAGAGAUCCCAGAGAUCCAAAAACGCUUUUUCCCGGGAAAUGUUGCCACGGAGACCCAAUUCGUAAAGCAGCAUUGUAAUCCACUACUAGUUAAAUAUCCUUCAAAGCUAGGAACAAUGUACCAAUUACCAAUUCAUUUGUCUAAACUCUCUUUUACAUUUCUGUUUGUGAAACAUUUGACAGCAGGACACAGUUUCUAGUUUCACUACAACGGAAACCAAACUACCAAACUUCUUUCAGGGGAACUUUGCAGAAAUUAUUCACAAAUGACUGACCUUCAUUUUGUGGCGCACUGGCCCUUUAAUUACAACACAAAACGUAACGAGUAGUUGUAAAAUAAUCUCUUCAGAACCUUAACUGUCUUCUGUGUAGAUCUGGACAAGUUGCACGCAGAUGUUAGAUCAUGAAGUGUGUGUGUGUGUGUGUGUGUGUGUGUGUGUGUGUGUGUUUGUGUGUGUGCGUGCCUCUGAAGACUAAACUCUCUCCUGCAUCCUGUAUAAAUCCUGUAACGUCUCUGCGAAUGGUUGAAAACGGCUUCCUCCCUCUCGGCAUCUGAACGUCCGUCAUCGUGAAGGGACACGACUUUAACUGCUGAGACAAAAACAAGUUCUAGAUCUUCUUUGUUUUAUAUGUAAUAUGAAAUAUAUAAAUGUUGUUUGCCUCGUCUAUGGAUGUACAGCUCUGGGAUAAAGGAAUGUAAAAGGAAUCUUUCUGUGAUGAUGAACUGGGGAAUAGCUUUCUUCUUCUUCUUCUCUCUCUCUCUCUACCUUCCCCCUCUUCUUCUUCUCUCUGAUUGGUCAGCGGUCGCCCUGCUGCUACGCCAGCUCUCUGUUUUUGUACCUGCAGCGAGAGUUGGACUUUCUAUUAAAAAUAAUAAAAAAGGAUAAUCAGCUGAU
Messenger RNA from Etheostoma spectabile (orangethroat darter), 6416 nucleotides. RefSeq names its product ribosomal protein S6 kinase, polypeptide 3b (gene rps6ka3b). The transcript is spliced from 22 exons. Gene Ontology annotation, molecular function: ATP binding; magnesium ion binding; protein serine/threonine kinase activity. Gene Ontology annotation, biological process: intracellular signal transduction; protein phosphorylation. The record is from RefSeq and is a predicted model, not a curated record. The coding region runs from base 425 to 2629 and encodes 734 amino acids. NCBI's taxonomy places the organism in Eukaryota, Metazoa, Chordata, Actinopteri, Perciformes, Percidae.